This is a messenger RNA of Ostrinia nubilalis (European corn borer), 2460 nucleotides long. RefSeq names its product probable G-protein coupled receptor CG31760. The coding region runs from base 400 to 2460 and encodes 686 amino acids. Gene Ontology annotation, molecular function: G protein-coupled receptor activity. Gene Ontology annotation, cellular component: membrane. NCBI's taxonomy places the organism in Eukaryota, Metazoa, Arthropoda, Insecta, Lepidoptera, Crambidae. The transcript has 17 exons. The record is from RefSeq and is a predicted model, not a curated record. Gene Ontology annotation, biological process: G protein-coupled receptor signaling pathway.
CUAAGUCACUUUCCUCGGAAUCCCGGUCGGGGGUUGAUAUUUUCCAGUAGGCUCAACCCUCAGUCCGCCAAAGUCUCGCGGAGGGAAUUCGCUUGGAUCGAGCCCGCGCGCCCGACUACGGAAUUUAUUGUGAAUGAUUGAAUAACCAUCCAGAGAGUCAUUUGUUUUCACUGAAGUGAUGCGACUGAGAAUCAGUGCUUGUUGAGUGGUGGUGCGUGUUUUUGGGUUGAUUGAUUCCAUUAUUUUUGUUAAGAGCUUUUUAAUGAACAGUUUGGUGGAGUAACGGGCGUUAAAUCUCUCGUUUAGCGGUUAGCAUUGGAGAGCCAGGAAUUUAGACGUCAUCCAGGCAUGAUUUGAACAACAAGGGGGUGCGCGCUAUAGCGCGAAUGGUGCGCCGACAUGGGGGGGCCGCGGCGCGUGUCGAGUGCACUGCUGCUGCCCUUCGCGCUGCUCGCGCUCCCAACAUCCGAUGCCAAUGCCACCACAUACCGGGAAGAUGUAGAGUCAUCGUUGCGACUAGUGCACGCAGUGGCAUCGGGCGCGACUGGUGCUCUAUGCGUGACGCAUCGGUACGGAAGAUUGCGCGCUCCCCUGCACGCGGCGCGCUGGGACACGGUGAAAGCACGCGCAGACCUGGCUGCGAACGUGCUUCAUCAGCUGGGGUUGGAAACUGCUGAAACCCUAAUGGCAGUAUCUCAAGGGCUGGUGAUGGGGUCAGAACGCGCGGUGGGCUCUCGAGCGCUGGCGCUUCGGUCCGAUGGGGUGGUCAACAGUGCGGUGGCCUGGGAGCGCUACGGCACUGCGGAACCGGUGCCCGUGGUAACACCACAACUGGAAAAACCGCCUGACCCUGAAUAUCCUUGGUACGUUUCGGCACACAAUAGUGAAUCUCUUCGUUCAUCCAAAUUUAUGCCUUCUCCGAUUGGAGUCCAAAUGGAAGGCUGGUGGACGUAUCCUUAUUACAGUUGUGAAGCAAAACGGUGGCUACUCUCGUACACUGUUCCAGUCUCAACAGUUCGUGGUUUGAAAGGUGUAGUCUCCCUUGAUAUUGAUAUAUCAAAUUUGGAAAUAAAUCAAUGUGAAGCAGAAGUUGAAGAUGACUGUAGUAAUCAGAUUUAUUCAUUCCAUGGUACGCACAAGUGCCCAAACGAAACUACUUAUUGUGAAUAUAGACCAAAUCGAGAAGUAAGUGCACGGCAUGCCGGUUGGGCGCGUGGGUUGUAUAUUUGUAAGUGCAGACCUGGAUAUUACUCCACAAAUCAUCCAGAAGGAUUUAAUGGAUCAUUAGUAGAAGUUGCAUACCAAGAGUUUGAAGAAAACGGUGUGGAAAACUGGAGUGAACCUUACGAAUGCUUAAAAUGCCAGCCAGGAUGCGAAUCAUGCAAAGGACCGGAACCAUGCCUUGCAACUUACAACUGGCCAUUCCGGAUAUCACUAUUAGUAAUAUCAGUGAGCUGUGCGGUGAUGACGGUAUGCCUGACGAUCUACACACGCCACCACCGUCGUGUGAAGGUCUUCCGUGUGGCCAGCCCUGUAUUCCUCUCAAUCACCUUGCUAGGCUGUGCUAUAAUGUACAUGGAGAUGGCAGCAAUAUUCCCAGUACUUGAUAGAUAUUCAUGCAUCGCUACAAAAUGGACUCGCCACAUGGGUUUCUGCAUAACUUAUACUGCCCUGCUCAUGAAGACUUGGAGGGUUUCACUCACAUACAGAGUGAAGUCGGCCCAUAAACUGAAACUGACUGACAAGCAACUGCUGCAAUGGAUGGCUCCGAUACUGCUCAUCAUGCUGGUCUACCUUUGUACUUGGACUUUAUCCUCUCCACCUGAUGCUGAAGUUAUAACUGACAACAAAGGUCUCAAGUUCAAACAAUGCACAUACAAUUGGUGGGACCACAGUUUAGCUAUAGGGGAAAUAUUGUUUCUGCUUUGGGGCGUUCGCGUCUGCUACAGAGUGCGACAUGCAGAGAGCUUGUACAACGAAGCGAGGCUCAUCUCUAUCGCGAUAUACAACAUAUUUACUGUCAACUCUCUUAUGAUCGCUUUCCAUUUACUAAUUUUGCCAAGAGCUGGGCCAGACAUCAAAUACCUGCUCGGUUUCAUCAGAACCCAGCUGUCUACAUCCACUACAGUGCUGUUAGUUUUCUUGCCAAAGGUGCUUCGCGUAGUCCGCGGCACAGGCGACACCUGGGACAGCCGGGCUCGGGCCCGGGGCGUGCCGGCGUCGUCGUCGCUCAACGGCAUAGGGCUGGUGCCAGACGAGCCGCCCGACUUGUACCAGGAGAACGAGGAGCUCAAGGAGGAGGUCCAAAAGCUAGCAGCCCAGAUAGAGUUUAUGAAGAUAGUUCAGAUGGAGAUGCACAACCGUCACUUACGGCCAAGGCCUGGCGGUUACUUCACGACCACCGCCAACGCAGCGCCGCAGAGCCCCAUGCAUCCCACGGUGAACAUCUCACAGGUAUAA